ACGCACGUGCACUCCGCGCGCACGACCCUCCUCCUCGACGACUCCCCGCGCAAAGCGCACCUCCAGCCGUACAACCACGUCUGCAUCCGCGAGUACGACGCGUCCCUGCGGCGCGCGGACCUCGAGGUCCUGCACGCCGCGCGCGAGGAGGAGCGCGCGCGGAAGGAAGACGAGGAGGAGCGCGCGCGGAAGGAAGACGGGGAGCAGCGCGCGCGGACGCGAGACGACGAGGCGGGCACGUACGACGCGACGCUCCUCGCCGUCGUCGGCGUGCUCGACGCGGUGCGCGCGGAGAGCAACGUCGCGGGCUGGAUCAGGCGCGGCGGGCUGUGGGGGCCGCGGCGCGGGGAGAUCGGGGGAGGCACCGGCGAUUUGGCGGGGAAGAUGUGGUUCGAGGACGCGCGCGUGAUGGAGUACUGGGCGCAGAGAGGGCGCGCGGCGCUGGAGAGGCUGGGGAUACCUGUAGAGCACGGGGUCGAGUCGUAG
Molecule: messenger RNA, 486 nt
Organism: Gloeophyllum trabeum ATCC 11539
Lineage: Eukaryota; Fungi; Basidiomycota; Agaricomycetes; Gloeophyllales; Gloeophyllaceae
Exons: 3
Source: RefSeq, a predicted model, not a curated record